CAUUUCCGUUGUCAUAAUAAAUUUAGAGAGUGAUUACAUCACAUUUACAUUUUUAUUUCAACUUCAAUGUUUUAAUCGAGAAAGACCUUAGCUAAUAGCUACUACUUUUAGCGGUUAUGGUCGGAUUCGUAGUAUGUGUAACGUCAAAUAUUAUUAUUAAUUAGUGAAACAUUUCCGAUUUAUUUACUGUUUGGGAUUCUUUUUCUCUUAUGUACUACGAAAUAGAUUAUUCUAUUUGUCUAUUACACAUGCUUGAAAUGCCUAUCGUCACAUGAUUCUUGGUUGUAGAGAAUCCAAGAUUUUGAUGAUCAUAAUGCGAAGUUAAAAAUCUGAAAGCCUAAGUUACAAAAAAAAACAUGGGUUAAAAUGUCUCUUAUAUAAAUGAUUAUUUUGCACGCAAAAAAUAAUUAUCAUAUGACAAAAGAAGUGUUACUUUGAUGAAUCCAUGUAAAGCAUAGAUGAUAGAAUAUGCCUUCUUCAUAUAUCAAAAGCUUGGGUGGUGGUACCUUGACUCAUAUUUAUAGAAGCCAAGCUCUUGAUUCCAUUUUGAAAUAUCAAUGGAUCAAAAUGGUAACAACAUAAAGAAUGUCUACAACUCCAAGACUUUGAACAAGAAAGUUGUAUCAGAAAAUAGUACAAAGAACAAACAUUUUCUUUUUUCUAAUAUGUUUAUUACAAUAUCUUUUUUUUUCUAAACGAAAAGAUAACGAGAGAACGAUACUUACCACUCACUGAGGAUGUGGUUGCUUUGGCCUUUUCUUGGUUUGGCUGAUGAUUCCUCCACCACCACCAACCCAUGGCUCUAUUCUUUUUAAAUUCACAUUUUUAAUUCAAUUAUAAAUCUUUUUAAACCCUAAAAAGUCCCUUUUGCCACUGAAACCGAUAUUUUUAAUUGAUUUAUUACCAAUUCAUCAGUUCAAAGCAACAACAACACUACAAAGUAGUAGGAUCAGGAAUCUCAGGAAGCUCCAGGGACAAAACAAAGUCUCAACCUUUAGGAUGAGAGGUGGGAGUCUAUGGCAGCUAGGGCAAUCCAUAACCCGUCGCCUUGCUCAAUCCGACAAGAAACCUCUGUCACGCCGCUGCUUUGCCUCUGAAGCCGACCUCAAAAAGACAGCCCUUUACGACUUCCACGUCGCCCACGGUGGAAAGAUGGUUCCUUUCGCUGGCUGGAGCAUGCCGAUUCAGUACAAAGACUCCAUCAUCGACUCGACCGUUAACUGCAGAGUCAACGGGAGUUUGUUUGACGUUGCACAUAUGUGUGGUUUGAGCCUCAAGGGCAAAGACUGUGUUCCUUUCCUGGAGACGCUCGUGGUUGCUGACGUGGCUGGUUUGGCUCCUGGGACCGGGAGCUUGACGGUGUUCACGAACGAGAAAGGAGGUGCUAUUGAUGACUCGGUGAUUACCAAAGUGACUGAUGAGCAUAUCUAUUUGGUGGUGAAUGCUGGUUGUAGGGAUAAGGAUUUGGCUCAUAUUGAAGAGCACAUGAAGGCUUUUAAAUCCAAAGGAGGUGAUGUCUCGUGGCAUAUACAUGAUGAGAGAUCUCUUCUCGCUCUUCAGGGUCCUUUGGCUGCACCGGUGCUUCAACAUUUGACUAAAGAAGACUUGAGCAAGCUUUACUUUGGACAGUUCCAGAUUCUGGACAUUAAUGGUUCCACUUGCUUCCUUACCAGGACCGGGUAUACAGGGGAAGAUGGGUUUGAGAUCUCGGUUCCAUCCGAGCAUGCAGUUGAUUUAGCCAAAGCAAUCUUGGAGAAAUCCGAGGGAAAAGUAAGACUCACAGGUCUAGGAGCAAGAGACAGUCUCAGGCUAGAAGCAGGUCUUUGUCUCUACGGCAACGACAUGGAGCAACACAUUUCUCCUGUCGAAGCUGGGCUCACAUGGGCCAUAGGGAAACGUAGAAGAGCCGAAGGAGGGUUUCUUGGAGCUGAUGUGAUCCUCAAACAGCUUCAAGAUGGACCAACGAUCAGAAGAGUUGGAUUCUUCUCUUCGGGGCCACCAGCGAGGUCGCAUAGCGAGGUGCAUGAUGAGAGUGGUAACAAGAUUGGGGAGAUCACGAGUGGUGGGUUUAGUCCCAACUUGAAGAAGAACAUAGCUAUGGGGUAUGUUAAGUCGGGUCAGCACAAGAACGGGACCAAAGUGAAGAUUUUGGUCCGUGGGAAACCUUAUGAAGGUAACAUCACUAAGAUGCCGUUCGUGGCUACCAAAUACUACAAGCCGUCAUGAUGUGGGUGUCUUCUUUGUCUAUGACAUUGUCUCUUGCUUUCGUUAAAUGACUUCUGUUUUCUUUGUUACGAUUUGGCAUGAAAGUGUACGUUCUUUUUGCCAAGAGGGUAUUUGCUUAUUUCACUGUUAUUGAAAUAAAAUUUUAACACA
Brassica napus (rape) is the source of this 2376-nucleotide messenger RNA. Its product is annotated as aminomethyltransferase, mitochondrial. The record is from RefSeq and is a predicted model, not a curated record. The transcript is spliced from 4 exons. Lineage: Eukaryota; Viridiplantae; Streptophyta; Magnoliopsida; Brassicales; Brassicaceae. Gene Ontology annotation, molecular function: aminomethyltransferase activity; protein binding. Gene Ontology annotation, biological process: glycine decarboxylation via glycine cleavage system. Gene Ontology annotation, cellular component: mitochondrion. The coding region runs from base 1000 to 2226 and encodes 408 amino acids.